This is a messenger RNA of Sebastes umbrosus (honeycomb rockfish), 3251 nucleotides long. It is a transcript of the gene pgm2l1, whose product is annotated as phosphoglucomutase 2-like 1. The transcript is spliced from 14 exons. The record is from RefSeq and is a predicted model, not a curated record. Gene Ontology annotation, molecular function: glucose-1,6-bisphosphate synthase activity; intramolecular phosphotransferase activity; magnesium ion binding. Bases 194 to 2065 code for a protein of 623 amino acids. Gene Ontology annotation, biological process: carbohydrate metabolic process. NCBI's taxonomy places the organism in Eukaryota, Metazoa, Chordata, Actinopteri, Perciformes, Sebastidae.
CUGAGGACUUGACGGUGUUUGUGAAACUUGAGUUAAUAUUUACCGGUUAGCAUGAGGCUAGCUGCUAGCUGCUAGCUGUGUAGCUAACAUUAGCCUCGGUGUGUGAGGUUUAAGGUCCACCCUCAGAGUCGGAGAUUUGAGCACCGGCAGCACUAACAGCAGCCCGUUAGCUCGCCGGGCUCAGUCCGUCAUCAUGGGAGACUUUACCGGAGUCACCGGGGACCUGAACGCCGACCCGGGGACUCAGAGUACCGGCGACCCGCAGCUGGACCAGGCGGUGCUCCGGUGGCUCACCUGGGACCAGAACCGGCGAACCCGGGCCCAGGUGGAGUCUCUGGUGGCGGCGGGUCGUCUGGAGGAUCUGAGGACGAGACUCGGCAGCAGGAUGAGCUUCGGCACGGCGGGACUUAGAGCGCCGAUGGGAGCCGGAUUCAACCGGAUCAACGACCUCACCGUCAUCCAGUCCACCCAGGGCUUAUACUCGUACCUGUGCAGGUGUUCUUCAGACUUCAGCAGCAGAGGACUGGUUGUUGGCUUUGACAACAGAGGUCAGGAGGAGAGCGGCUGCAGCAGUCAGAGGUUGGCGAAGUUGACGGCCGCUGUGAUGCUAACCAGAGGCAUUCCCGUUCAUCUUUUCUCCACGUUCGUCCCGACGCCAUAUGUGCCGUACGCGUUGAAGAAGCUCGGCGCCGCCGCCGGAGUGAUGAUCACCGCCUCUCACAAUCCUAAAGAAGACAACGGAUACAAGGUGUACUGGUGUAACGGUGCUCAGAUCUCCUCGCCUCACGACAAGGAGAUCCUGCAGAGUAUCGAGGAGCAGCUGGAGCCCUGGAGCGCCUCCUGCUGGGAGGAGGAGCUGGUGGAGAGCUGCUCCCUGAGGACCGACCCCCUGACCCAGAUCAACCGCUGCUACAUGGACGAGCUCACCUCCCUCUGCUUCCACAGGGAUCUGAACAGAAGCUGUCCGUUGAAGUUCGUCCACUCGUCGUUCCACGGCGUCGGACACGUCUUCGUCCAGCAGGCCUUCCACGCCUUUGGCUUCAGUCCGCCCAUCCCCGUCCCCGAGCAGAAAGACCCCGACCCCAACUUCUCCUCGGUUCGCUGUCCCAACCCCGAGGAGGGGGAGUCGGUCCUGGAGCUCUCUCUUCUUCUGGCAGAGCGGGAAAACGCUCGCAUCGUCCUGGCGACGGAUCCCGACGCCGACCGGCUGGCUGUCGCAGAGAAGUCUGACGGGUGCGGUUGGAAGGUGUUCACCGGUAACGAGCUGGCGGCUCUGUUGGGUUGGUGGAUGUUCUUCAACUGGAAGGAGGCUCAUCCAGAUCCUGCAGACACUCAGAGGGUCUACAUGUUGGCCACCACAGUGUCCUCCAAGAUCCUGCAGGCCUUCGCUCGCAUCGAGGGGUUCCACUUCGAGGAAACUCUUCCUGGGUUUAAGUGGAUCGGGAACAGAAUACACGAACUCUCCAAAACAGGAAACAGCGUCAUAUUCGCCUUCGAGGAGUCAAUAGGGUUCCUGUGUGGCAGUCUGGUUCCUGAGAAAGACGGCGUGAGCUCGGCGGCGGUCGUGGCUGAACUGACUUCUUACCUCCACAACAAGAACCUGAGUCUGAAGCAGCAGCUGCACAACAUCUACCAGACGUACGGUCACCACGUGUCCAAAACCUCGUACGUCAUCUGUGACAACCCCCAAACCAUCGCGAGGAUCUUCUGCCGCAUCAGAAACUUCGACGGUGAAGCUUCGUACCCGAAGACGUGCGGCGGCGUCCGGAUCGACCACGUCAGAGACGUUACCACGGGAUACGACAGCAGCCGGCCCGACCUCCGAUCAGUACUUCCUGUGACGAGGAGCAGUCACAUGAUCACCUUCACUCUCCAGAACGGCGUCGUGGCGACGCUGAGGACCAGCGGAACCGAACCCAAAAUCAAAUACUAUACAGAGUACUGCGCCGCACCGGGGAACAGCGAGGCGUCCCGUCUGGAGGACGAGCUGGAGAAGAUCACCGCCGCCCUGCUGGACGAGUUCCUGGAGCCGGAGAGGAACCGCCUGAUUCGCCGCUGCGACUAGCUCCGCCUCCCCCGCUGCUGUUUUCCUGUCGAUGAUGUCACAUCCUGUCGUGUUCGUAGACGAAUCAGAGCAGCCCGCUGCUCCUCCCUGUGGUGUCGAUCAAUAUCAUCAAUAGAUCGAUAUUUAGUGUCCGUCAUAGAGCAGAGAGCAUGAUGGACAACCAAAGAGAGAUCAUUGUGAUUGGUUAUCAGGACAGAGGAAGUAUUAAAGUAUUGAUAAAUGUAUUUUCAUAGAAAGAAAUAUAAAUUAAACAGUUUGUAAAAAUCAAAACUGUGAAGACUUGAAAUAAAUUAGUUUUAUAAGGAAGUUCAUUAACGACAAAACAAACACGACGAGUUUCUGUACGGUGGCCUAAUGCUGCCACCGCAACAAAAAAUUUUUUUUUUUGUUAUGUUAUAACAAGAUCAUUUUCUUCAUCAUUAAUAAAAACCAAAAGACCACAGAAGAAGAGUUGCUUUUUAGAGUAUUUUGAUUAACCAAGAAUUCACCAAAAAUCCAUAGUCUAACAGUAGAGAGUCUGAAGCUCUCUGAUUGGAUAGUUCUUACAGCAAUGCACUCUGGGACUUGUAGUAGACUUCUCUCCUAAAGAUUUUUUUUAAUGUUUUUUUUUACUUUUUUGCAAUGAAGCUUUUUUUUAUUUUCAUCUUAUUUAUCUUAUUAAAGUUGAAACUGUUCAAUUUCAACAAAACAAUUGUAAUAAUCGAUUGAUCGUUUGAAUCGUGAGUUCUGUGGUUCCGGCUCAGUCUGCUGGUUUCCUCUCCGGUCUGUCGGUCGGACGACGACGAGACAUUUAAAGACGUCACCGUGGAUUCAGACAACUUUAAAUUUAGACUUUUACAUUUAGUUUGUUUUGGGUCAACAGUUUUGUUAUCAAUGAACUUCCAUAUAUGGAGUGAAAAUCAGCUGUUUAUCUUCUUUGUAGUUUUGGAUGUUUAGCUGAAUGUUAAAGUUUCCCUUCACAUCCUGUGAUGUUAUUAUUUUUAUACUCUGAGAUAAAAGAUAUUUAUGAGACGCUUCAUGUUGUUGUUGUGUUAAAGAAUCAUUCAGCUCCUCGUGUUAACUCGGUUAACUCGGUUAAAUGGUUAAAUGUGUUCCUCAGUUUGGUUGUUUGGACGGAGGACAGAGUGAGACCUCUUGUUAACGUGGUUCUCUGAUGAUCCACCAAUAAAACUUAGUAAAACUAUUA